AUUCUUUCAGAAACGAACGAUGCAGCGAUUAUUAGUACUAUCGUUGAGCACAGUAAUUUUCAACGUCAAAAGAUUUUGAGUGCAUACGAAGGGAUGUUUGACAGGAAUUUGCUGGAUGAUAUCGAGGAGGAGACGGGUGGUUUCUUUUUCGAUCUGUUGAAAGCAUUGCUUAAACCGGCAUAUCGAUACUCAGCCGAUUUGCUUUUCAAAUCUAUUUCGAGUCGACGAGGCGGUCUUCUAUCAAUAGCUGUUGAGAUUGCAUGCACACGAUCCACAUCCCAAAUGAAAGUUAUUCGUGAUGCUUAUCAGAGUGCUUAUCACACACAGCUCGAAAAAGAUGUUGUCGCUAAAGUGGACGGUAUAUUUGGUAAAAUGUUACAAUUAUUACUGUGCGAAGCAAGAGAUGAACGCAGGCAUAAAGUUGAUAUGAAAUUGGUUGAUGAACAUGUCGACCUUAUUUUGGCGCGAGAAAUAAAAUUGAAGGCUCCGAAUGGAAUCGAAGAAUUGAGUCGUGAUCUGUCGUUAUUUCGACAAAUCUUUAUCGGGACCAGUUGGAAGCAUAUCGCAGCGAUUGCAGAUCGAAUUGAUAUGAGACUUGGAGGUGGAAAGGAUUUGGAAAGGACGAUACGAAUGAAUAAAACGAUGCAUUUGGAUAUCAGACACAUGCUAGAGGAUAUCCGUUCGUUUGCAGAUUUAUUUUAA
This is a messenger RNA of Anisakis simplex (herring worm), 702 nucleotides long. The record is from the annotation of a GenBank genome assembly. Lineage: Eukaryota; Metazoa; Nematoda; Chromadorea; Rhabditida; Anisakidae.